Messenger RNA from Microplitis demolitor, 2101 nucleotides. RefSeq lists its product as hypothetical. The coding region runs from base 1492 to 1968 and encodes 158 amino acids. NCBI's taxonomy places the organism in Eukaryota, Metazoa, Arthropoda, Insecta, Hymenoptera, Braconidae. The record is from RefSeq and is a predicted model, not a curated record. The transcript is spliced from 3 exons.
AUUGAAAUACCAAUCGGUUCACGAAGGUGGAAAACUUUAGAACCCUCAUUCCAACAUCUGUAUUUAUUUUUCACGUUUCUACAAUUAUAAACACACUGAGAUCAUGUGGCUAAAAACGUGUACAGAUUCAUACACAAAGAUAGCUAUAUGCGUUUUAGGUAAUAUCACAAUGACUCACUAACCAUUAUACCAAAACCUGUUUCUUUUAUUAUCCUAAAAAACGCUCUGUUCAUCCGGGAGCAAAAUAUAAUCUAGUAUACACAAACAUACCUAAUUAGGUUUGUUUAUCAGACAUUACAUAAUAUUGUUACGUUCUCUAUCAUAGGCUUGUUUACUAGAUUCAUUGAAGCCCUUACUGUGCCAAGGUUGAAACAAAUAAGAUAACGGAUACUCGUCUUUCAGGUUAUCAUAACGCUCAAAACUAUUUAUAACAUUCUAAGCAGUAAACGAUAAUAACGAUCUAUUGCGGUAGGUCAUGAAUAGACAGCUGAUAAUAGAUUUUUUUGAUGAUUCAUUUCUGUAUGAAUAAAAAAUUCUUGAUAUAUCACUGAUCUCACUCAACAAACAACAAUAUACUUGCCUUUCUGUCUAUUUCUAAACACGUUUUUGCGCAUGCGUAAUUUGGUAUCGUAAACAUUGUUGAGCUCUGCGAUGUUUUGAUCCGCGAUCAUUUACCUUUUUAGCCUUGGAUUCAAGGCUACGGAUCAUUCUGUUUUCGCGUGAAACAUUCAACGUAUAAUGGAUUGUUUAUCUUUUUUGUCACAUAAAUCAAUCAGAAAAUCCUAGUUUAUGCUUCUACGUACGUCAAGUUGGUUGCAGUAGGGUUUUACCAUGUUAUUUCGGUUUGCAAGCGCUAAUUUUACUUACUUUUUAGCAUUAGUAGAUCGUAAACAUUGAUAAAAGCUAUUUGGGACCGCUAGAAGCUGGCAAAUGUUUUGAUGGAGCUAAAUGGACUUUCAACUAUUUCAUAGGCAUUCAAUUGAUCAGCUUGGCAUUGGUAUCAAUUAACGUCAUUGGUUUGAUAAGAGUAUUGUUGUUCGCGGUAUCUACGCAGCUUAUUUGAAGACUUAUAGCAAGGCCACCAUUUAAUCUUCUUAUCUAUCCUGUUUUUUUAUAGGCCCUCUAUUAAAUUGAAAGUCACAUUUAAAAUCUAGUUGGUCGUAAAUAAGAAAAUAAACAUGUUAAUGAUGUAAAAAAAUCUAACAUUCUAGAUUAAUAAAUGAAGAUUUGGAUUUUAUUGCUGAUCUUUAUUAUUACAUGACCAUAAACCGAUUUUCAAAUUUUGAGAUAAUUAAUAUCUAAUCUGGGCGAUAGAAACGAUAGCGACUAUCUUACGUUUCAGUCACACAUGAACAAAUUGGCUCUAAAAAUAUCUAUACAUGUGAUGUUUAUUUGUACGACGUCACAAGACGGAAACUUAUAAAAGGCAUAAAGUUGAGCCAAGAUAGACAAUUUGUUGUGCUUUUAAUGUAGUGAACUGGUCUAGAUAGAAUGGAAGAACAUUAUACAGCUAUUGUAUACGAAAAAUUGGGCACCUUCGUUUGGGUACCCAAUGAAUGGCCUUUUCGCAUAGAAAUAUUAUUGCUGGCCUUAACAGAGAGAAUAAUUGAACAUUUUAACUAUGUGAGUCCCAUUCUACAGAUAAACGAUGUACCAACCAGAUUAACUCGUCGCACUGAUACUACUGGAUUUUAUUACAUUUUCGAGAAAGUAUCUCAAGAAGAAACUGUUGAUGCUAAUGUCUACAAUGUAAAAGUACCUAAAGAUGAAGAAACUAUUAAGAUAGAAAUAAACAGCGGAAGAAAUUCGGGCUGUGAGACAUGGCCAAAUAACACGACGCGUGCCUUACCGGACGUUGCUAAAGUGUCGCAUCAGCCUUCUCCAAAAUCCUGUUGGAGCGCAAUGUCCAGUAAGGGUAGCAACAAUAGCAUACUUCGUCGACGAUUGCUCGGAAGUACUAAACAGUAAGUUUCUAACGGAUCAUAUCUAGUUCAUAACAACGUGGGUAGAAGUUUGGAAGACGUAUCAGUAACAUAAUGUAAUUAUUCAGCAGGACUUAUCAGCGGAAGCACAUUGGCGGCUUGCGCAGAAAAACAUUGAA